Molecule: messenger RNA, 2857 nt
Organism: Pangasianodon hypophthalmus (striped catfish)
Lineage: Eukaryota; Metazoa; Chordata; Actinopteri; Siluriformes; Pangasiidae
Product: histone-lysine N-methyltransferase PRDM9
Exons: 7
Coding region: 210-2066 (618 amino acids)
Cellular component (GO): nucleus
Molecular function (GO): protein binding; histone methyltransferase activity
Source: RefSeq, a predicted model, not a curated record
CGCGCCCAGUAGCUGCUUCUCCAACCUCCAGAAAACUCAGAAGAAGGAAAAGACGCUGCAGGUUUUUCGCUUGAGCAGCUGAGUUUAUGCGGCCGAGCUGAUCAUUUCUACAUUAAAUCGUUUCUGACAGAGGUUUAGGUUUGAUCCAGCUCGAAAUAAAAGCUCGUCAUUGUGUGUGUGUUUGAGGAUUUAAAACCCUGAGACCUGCUAUGAGUUCAGCAGGAGACAGACAGCGCUCCUCCAGAGAGUCUCAGGCUCCUGAUCCUGCUCCUGCUCCCUCACAGCUGUGUGAGGACGUGAAAACGGAGACUUCGGGUAGAGGGACAGAGGUCUGUGUGAAGAAGGAGGAGACGCUGGAGCCGAACAUAUACAGCCAUGGAGAAGAUUUCGACAACACGCCUGAAGUUAUCUCCAUUAAAGAGGAAGAAGCUGACAGUGAAGACUACCUCUACUGUGAGGUUUGCAAAUCUUACUUCUUCAACAAGUGUGAGGUUCAUGGUCCGGCACUCUUCAUCCCUGAUACUCCUGUUCCCAUGGGGAUCGCUGACCGAGCCAGACAAACUGUUCCUCCUGGAUUAGAGAUUCGGAAGUCCGGUAUUCCUGACGCAGGCCUGGGAGUGUUUAAUAAGGGGGAGACUGUUCCUGUAGGCGCACACUUCGGACCCUACCAGGGAGAGCUGGUAGACAGAGAGGAAGCCAUGAACAGUGGCUACUCCUGGGUGAUAUACAGAAGUGGGCAGUGUGAAGAAUACAUAGAUGCCAAGAGAGAGAUGCAUGCUAACUGGAUGCGGUAUGUGAAUUGUGCCCGUAAUGAAGAAGAACAGAAUCUCGUGGCCUUUAAUUUUCGAGGGGGGAUUCUGUACCGUUGCUGUCGACCCAUCAACCCAGGACAGGAGCUCUUGGUGUGGUAUGAAGAGGAGUAUGCCAAAGAUCUUGGCCAUACGUUUGACUGCCUCUGGAACAAAAAGUGCUCUGCAAAUGAAGUGAACAAAGCUCCGUUUCAACUUUUCUCCUGCUCAUUGUGUCCACUUUAUUAUAAGUCCCAAAUUUACCUCAACAAACACAUCCAGCGCUACCACUGUGAAGAUGUGAGACAGCAGAAAUCAGGAGAGAGUCAGCUGCCAACAAACAGCUCCAGUAAUCAGCAGACAUCUGGUACCUUUAGUUCCAACACCUCUCAGAAAGAAAUAGAGAAGAAAAUUCAUAUUUGCUCAGAAAGUGGAAACAGUUUUACUCAUCAGAGUGCCCUCAAAACAUAUCAGUGCAGUCAAACAGGAGAGAUGCUGUAUCACUGCUUACAGUGUGGCAAGAGUUUUAAUAAAAAGAGUAAUCUCCGAAAACACCAGCGCAUUCACACAGGAGAGAAGCCGUAUCAUUGCUCACAAUGUGAAAAGAGUUUUAUUCAAAAAAGUGAUCUCCGGCAACACCAGCGCAUUCACACAGGAGAGAAGCCGUAUCACUGCUCACAGUGUGGGAAGAGUUUUACUCAUCAGAGUCAUCUCCAACUACAUCAGCGCAUUCACACAGGGGAGAAGCCGUAUCACUGCUCAGAGUGUGGAAAGCGUUUCAAUCAAAAGAGUAACCUCCAUGUCCAUCAGCGCAUUCACACAGGGGAGAAGCCGUAUCACUGCUUACAGUGUGGAAAGAGUUUUACUCUACAGAGUCACCUCCAUGUCCAUCAGCGCAUUCACACAGGAGAGAAGCCGUAUCACUGCUCACAGUGUGGGAAGAGCUUUACUCAUCAGAGUCAUCUCCAGCGACAUCAGCGCACUCACACAGGAGAGAAGCCGUAUCACUGCUCACAGUGUGGGAAGAGUUUUAAUCAUCAGAGUCAUCUCCAACGACAUCAGCGCACUCACACAGGAGAGAAGCCGUAUCACUGCUCACAGUGUGGGAAGAGUUUCUCUCAACAAAGUACUCUUCAACUACACCAGCGCAUUCACACAGGAGAGAAGCCAUAUCACUGCUUACAGUGUGGAAAGAGGUUUACUUAUUCACUUACAUUUAAGACCCAUAAGUGCACUAACACAGAGCCAUUGCAUUAUUUGAAUUAUGUAUCAAAUUAAAUAUGACUAUCUCUACUUUUUUGACUUAAAAUGAUCUGUGUUAACUGUAUUUUUGCAUUUUAUUUAUCUUGACUUUCUGUGGAAGGCAAAGUAUAUCAUGUUAUUCCAGUGAUUCAUAUUCUUAUUUUAAUGUUUGCUUUUGACUUUAAAUAGCCUUAACAAAAGAUUCAUAAAUUCUGUGUAAACUCUAGAGACUGUUCUGUGGGAAAUUCCCAGGAGAUCAGCAGUUUCUGAAAUACUCAAACCAACCAAUCUGGGACCAACAACCAUGAUGAUGAUGCUCAUGACCUGUAUCUUUAUAAUUUUUUUGCAUUGUGCUGCUACCACAUGAUUGGCUGAGUAGAUAACUGCGUGGAUGUACAGUUGUAGAGAUGUUCUUAAUAAAGUGGAUGGUGAAUGUAGCUUGCUAACCUUGUAAAUGGAUAUAACUGUGUGCCCACUGUGCAACAGUUGAAGUCAAUACUGUGCUGGAUUUACAUUGUAAGAUUACACUAGCUCUACUAACUGUACACUCAACUGUAUGCAUAUAAACAGGGUUUUGCAUAGAAAAUAUCUCAACAUUUAUUGAACAGUGCACUCUUCGCCUGUCUCAAAUGCACAGCAUCUGCAUGUGAUAAUUGGGAGAUAAAAGGGGUAAAACCAUGUAACCAACUCUUGGAGUUGCUUGGAGUUGCAAUGCUGGUUACCUGAGUAGCCUAAUACAAAUCCAUUUUCCACAUUGGUAUAUCUUAUUAUUUUCUCUUUGUAAGUUGUAAAUAUUGUAAAUAAAUGAAGUAUAAAGUUUUGAUUGA